AAGCAUCUUUUUGGAAUGCUAUCCAUUUUAUCGGUGAGGGUUGGACAGGGAGCAUCCAGGAGAGGCUGGAUAUUGUAAUUAACACAAGUGGAGGCAGGCUGCUGCAUCUGCCCGCCCGCCCAGAGAGGAAGAACCUGUUGAAUUUGCUAGGAGCUAUUGCUGUGAGGACAAGAGCCACAGUUCCUGGGAGUACAGCAGCCACAAGUGGAUGGAGUAGCUGCUUCAGAGCUAUGCUGUGGGGAAGAGGCAGAGGCCUGGAUUUUGGACACUGGAUGCCCUUUUGGGUUAGAGCCUCCACUUUUGCCUCCUAAGCACGAGGAGGAGGAACACGCAGCCCCUCACUCUCAGUUGGGUGAGCCAAGGAUGGCUGCACUCUCCCAGCACCUCAGGAUCCUGCUCUGGAAGAACUGGCUGAGUGUCAAGAGGCAGCUGGUAUGGUCGUUUGUUUUAAUUUCCUGGCCUGUGGUUGUUUUCAUAAUCUUGGCCAUUAUCCGUCUCAAAUUCCCUCCAGAGCCACAGCAAAACUGUUACCUUGCACCCCGAAACCUUCCCAGUGCAGGCUUCUUCCCGUUCCUGCAGACGGUGCUGUGUGAUUCUGAUGCCAGGUGUAAGGGCACACCAUACACACCAGAAGAUCUGCUGCCAAGACUUAAUGACAUCUCACCCCUCAGACUCAAGCGCAGGAGCUCAUCCAGUGUAGCCAAGGACAGGCAGCCAUCACCAUGGAGUGCAGAGGUUCCUGAAAGCAGGAAUGCUUCACUGGCUUUUGGGUAUUUGGUAUCUCACGGAGAGAAAAACCUUCAGAAUGUUUCAUCACCAUCCAACUUGACUGCCAGCACCCACACGUUCAACAAGAUCUUCAGUUUUGGGAAGAGCCAGCCCCAACACUCCACUGCAGGGAGCCUCAGGGCCCUGCUGUGCCAGGUCUUGUCGCGGUACCUGGCACAUCCCGGUGCCUCGGGAGGGAGCAUGGCAGCCAACAUCCACCACACCUUCUGCUUCACCAACUCAUCACUUCUGGAGUCCUUUGCCCAGGAGUUCAGGACCCAGCUCUCCCAGGUGCAGCACAACCCAGAGUACCAGGAGACUUUUGUCAAUGAAAUGGUCUCGUUUCUGACACUCAUCUCCCAAGUGCAGAAUGACACCUCCCUGUGGCACCUGCUCUUGUUGGCCCCAGAUGUGUUUCAGGACAACAUGCAGCUGCGAGACAUAAUUGAUUUCCUUCAGAAUCCAAGCAGUGUUGUGCUGGGAGCUCAGAAUGUCUCUGCAUCUCUUGCGGGUGAUGAGAGAUUCAAAACUGUUCAGAAUGGGGUUACAGAUUCUCCACUUCCCCUGAACUGCUUGGAGCAAGAUAAAGAAAGGAGUUGGGUGACCAGAUCUAUUUGUAAUUCCUUUGUUCACUGGGAAGACAAUCACACUUUAGUAUCUGAAUUGGAAGAAGUUCUAAGAAAAAUAAAGUCACCAGAGAUUGGUGGAAAGCACUCCAAGAGGUCCAUUAAUUCAGAUGAUUUAGAAGCCAUACAAAAGCAUCUACAUCGUUUAAAAGGCUUUGAGGAAAAAAUGAAUAGAAGUGAAUUAAAAAGCUUAAAUCUAUUCAGAAAUUUGAAGAAUGAAACAUUACAGAAAUUGUAUGCAUUUCUUGAACUGGGAAUGAAUCCACACCAUGAUUAUAAAUUAAAGGAACCAUAUAAUAAGGAAAUAAUUGAUGAAAUCUAUAACUUCACAUCACUGCAAUUACAGAGUGACUUUAAUGGGACUUCCAUUUUCAAUACAGUGACCCAGUGGAAAGAAAUUCAGAGGGCUUUAAAAUUAGCUACAAUGCUUUGGAAUCCAGCUCUCCUAAAUAAUUCCAAUUUUAGUACAUUGAAAACUAAGGAUGCUCUCAAAAUAUUGCUCUCCACAAGCAUGCCAUCACUUCUGGAAGGUCUCAGGGACCGUUUGAGUGGAUUGCAAGAAAUCCCAUCUGUGUUUUCUGAUGAUCUGCUUGAGCCUGAGUCCUACAGAAACUUCCCAGAGCAGCUCCUAGCUCUCGAGGAGAUCUUCUUUAGAAUGAUGGGCACAAAUGUAGGUUAUCAGUACCUCCUGCUGCCUGUGUUUAAGCUGAUGAGGGCCGUAGAGAAGUCCAUGGGUGAGGCCUGGUGGGAUGAGUUGAAUGUCUACUGGCGCCUUGGGGAGAAGCUGAGAUCCAUGAGGUGGAAUAACACAGCCAUCGUUGCCUAUGGGCAGUUCUUGGAGGUGUUAAACAGCCAUUUGCAAAAGCUGCAUAAUAAAUCAAGUGGUGUCUUCAGUGAAGAGUUGGAUCAGCUGUCAGAGUUCAUAACAGCUGUGUUUAAAGAGUUUGGGGAAAGCUCUGGAGUAGCCAAUAUCUCACAAGUCACUCAAGCCAUCCAGAAGACGUUGUACAUCUUAAAAGACUUACAGCUGAAUUAUAAUGUCAGUACAUUAAAAUCUAUAGAUCUUUUCUUUAAUUUUAACAAUAAAACCUUGGAGAGCUUGUCUGAACUUCUGAGAACAGGAAUGAAAAUCCUUCAUUAUUCAAGUGCCAGGGAAGGUUUCAGUGAAGACAUAAUGAACCCCAUCUAUAAUUUAACACAUCUUCUACUGCAGGAGUUCAGCCAGUCUUCCUCACAGCACAAUUCCUCACUACAGGCCAAAAUUUGGGAGUUCUUGCAAUCAGCCUUGAGUCCUUUCCUUGAGCACAGCAGCAAUGGUUAUAGAACAUUCCAGAACUGCUCCUUUGAAGAUCUGCUUGACAUAGGCCUCGAGGUGCUGUUUGAAAAUGCCACUCUAAGGGAGUCCUCAGGCAGGAGCCCCUGCAAGCCCCUCUUGGAGUCCUUGGGCAUGGAGGGUGGGACAGGGAGCAAUGAGACCUUUGGCAGGGUGUUCCAGCUGGCCAUCAGCAACCUGCAGCUGUCCCCAGAGUUUGCUGCUGCCUUCAACAACAGCAGGGAGAGCUUUUCCAAGGAGCUGUUGUGCCUCACCCGAGCUCUGCGUUUGUCUCUGGGUUUCCUCUCCAAGUUAAACCUUGUCUCAGAGCUGGGAAACUCAUGGCUCCAGGAGAAGGUGAGAGCUCUGAGUGCAGCCACAGAGGGGCUGGUGCAGGGUGAUGCCUCGUGCCCCGUGCCAGCCCAGGAUGUGGGUGAUGUGUCCCCAUCCCAGCUUCUGAACAUGCUCCUUCCUGCCCUGCUGAAUGAAACAGUGCUGAGCUCCCUGAAUUCCUCUGGCAGUGCCACAGCCUGGCAUGGGCUGAGGGAUGGGCUGCCUGUGUUUUCCCAGCUGUCAGCACCUGCUUCCAUGAGGAACAGCAGUCUCUACCAGCUGCUGCAGGUGGGCAGAGCUGCCUCCAGCCAGCCUGAGUGGGGACACUUCUCCCGGCUGUGGCACGCCACUGGCAGCCUGCUGACCUCCAAAUGGAGCCUGACCGAAGUGGGUGAAUAUGUGGAACUCCUGCAAAUGAUGAAGAAAGCUCUAAUCCUUGUGGACUUUGGGGUAGCUCCUGGAAAAGCAUUGGUGCAUCAGAUCUUUCAGAAUUCUACUGAAGCAAUUGAAUCCUCAGAUCUGAGUGAUUUGUAUAGUUCAUUAAAACUCUUUUUCAGUUCAACUUCUGCCACAGACAACACACUGGACUUGGAAAAGAUGUUUCAAGAAAUACUUCCUCUGUAUGAAGGGGGUGGUGAGGGACUGUUCUACUCUAAUCCCUAUGGAAAGGAAAAUCAAGGUGUUCUGACUAUGGCUGCAGUGAUCUGGAAUAAGAUAAUUUUAAACAGGACUCAUUUUAAUGCAGAGAAUGCAUGGGAGGUUAUCAAAAUGCUUACACUCGAUGCAAUCUCACUUGAAGACAUUGAAAAUUAUCUCAGCACAAAUGAAAAAGUGUCAUCAUUAUUUUCUGACUUCUUGUUGACCCCUGAAACUUCUGAAAAUUUUGCAGAACACCUUUUGUCCCUUGAGAAACUUCUUGGUGCCAUGGCAAAGGUGAAUUCCAGUGAUCAUUAUCUGCUGAUCUCUUCUUUGUCUAAGCUAAUGCAGAAGCUCCUUCCUGGAAGACAGGAAAAUGAACUUGAUGCUUUCUGGCACAUUGCUGAAGGUCUCCAGUCCUUGAACUGGAAUAGUACAGACAAUCUCACUGCCCAGUCACUUCUGGACAUGCUGCAAAAUCUGCUAAAUACCCUGGAAAAUUACUCCAGUCUUCCUUUCAGUGAGGAACUGAAGCAGCUGCUGAAUUUUGCAUCUUCCAUCUUUGAGCUGUAUGAUGAUGAAGACUCCAGGGGUAAAAACAUCUCCAUGUACUUGCAGGCCAUGCAGAGAGGUAUCUUAAGUUUGCAGAAAAGGUACAACAUCAGUGAGCUUGAAUCUCUCAGCCUGUUACUUGAUUCUUACAGUAACUAUACCCAGAGACUGAUGGAAAUGUGGGAAGCAGGAAUGAAAGUUCUUCAUGACACCAAUUUAAACAAAACAUUUGAGGAAAAAAUGGACACUGUCUAUAAUUUCUCACGUUUGCUGCUGCAGGAGUUCAGCCAGUCUCCCUCACAGCACAAUUCCUCACUACAGGCCAAAAUUUGGGAGUUCUUGCGAUCAGCCUUGAGUCCUUUCCUUGAGCACAGCAGCAAUGGUUAUAGAACAUUCCAGAACUGCUCCUUUGAAGAUCUGCUUGACAUAGGCCUCGAGGUGCUGUUUGAAAAUGCCACUCUAAGGGAGUCCUCAGGCAGGAGCCCCUGCAAGCCCCUCUUGGAGUCCUUGGGCAUGGAGGGUGGGACAGGGAGCAAUGAGACCUUUAGCAGGGUGUUCCAGCUGGCCAUCAGCAACCUGCAGCUGUCCCCAGAGUUUGCUGCUGCCUUCAACAACAGCAGGGAGAGCUUUUCCAAGGAGCUGUUGUGCCUCACCCGAGCUCUGCGUUUGUCUCUGGGUUUCCUCUCCAAGUUAAACCUUGUCUCAGAGCUGGGAAACUCAUGGCUCCAGGAGAAGGUGAGAGCUCUGAGUGCAGCCACAGAGGGGUUGGUGCAGGGUGAUGCCUCGUGCCCCAUGCCAGCCCAGGAUGUGGGUGAUGUGUCCCCAUCCCAGCUUCUGAACAUGCUCCUUCCUGCCCUGCUGAGCUCCCUGAAUUCCUCUGGCAGUGUCACAGCCUGGAAUAACCUGAGCAUGCUCUCCAGUGUGGCACAGGAUGAGCUCCACAAUCUGCUGCAGAGGCUCCAGCAAAGCCUCACCAUAGGCAGUUACUACACAAACGUCUGGGAUGUGUAUGGCAGCUUGCUCAGCACCAAAAGGAAUCCAGCUGAAGGAGCUUCCCUUGCAAGGCUGUUGGAAGCAAUGGCAAGUGACUCUGCCAGUGAUCUGUCAGCUCUAGAAAUCACAGAAGCCACCCUCUACAUUCUCAAUGGGCUGAACAUCCCUGGCCUGCUAAAUGAAUUCAAUAUAAGUUCCAGCUCAGCUUCUCUCUCCAACAAAACCAGUUUUGACAGUGUGAUUGAUAUUGUUGCUCAUCACUUCAAUGUUGUGGCAGAAACCCUUCACAACAAGACUCUGCCUUGGACUCUGAGUGACCACACUCUGUCCCCAGCCAGCUUGAUCACACAAUUUCUGUUUUUAGAAUUUCAAAACACCAUCUUGCAGGUGACAGCGAAUAACAGCUAUAACCCUUACCUGAUGUGUUUAAUAAAUUCUGCAGAAGCUGAAGAUGGGGAAUUGACAGAAAACAUCACACUGCUUUUGAAGCAAACUCAUCUGAAAAAGAACUCUUUUAUGCAAAAUAAUACCUCUGAGAAACAUUCAUCCAUACCAGAGCUCCUGAAGCUAAAAAUCUCUCACCUCCGGGAUCUGACAGCACUCCUGUGUGACUAUGAGAGCUUUCAGUCCAUCCAGCAGCUCUGCCACCUUCCUGAGGUUCCCUUUGGGGAGCUGUGUGAGCAAGGCCAGUCUCAGGAGCAGCUCCUCCGUGCUGCUGAGCUGAGCAGCCAGCUUGUGACCAACGUGCUGAGUCACAGGAGGAUCUCCCAGGAGCUCCAGGAUGUCCUCAUUGGGGAUGCCACAGACAUCCAGGCACAGCUGAAGUGGCUUCAAGAAAAUGUACCAGAAAUUGCUUUCUUUCAAGAGAUUCCUCAGUAUGUGGCUACUUUGAAUUCCAUGUUGAAUGUCACUGAGGGUAUAACAGACUCCAGCAAGCAAGAAAAGUUAAGAGAUGUGUUUAAAAAUGUGGACCAGCUCAAAGAGGACCUCAGAAACACAACAGGAAUGUCCACAGCCAGCAUUGAUGCUCUUCUGGAAGCAUCUUUCCCAGAAAACAGCAGUCAGCUCCUCUCUCAGGUGCUGCAGCUGGAGUCCUGCAGUGCCCAUCCCACUGACCCACAGCUGCAAGUGGUGGUGCAGGAGUUGUGCAGCCUCCCUGUGCCAGAGAGGACUCGCAGGACCUACCUCCUUGGGGUCACCCUGCUGAGACACUUGGACAUUUACAAUUUCUUAUACAAGAUGUUUUUCCCCAAGGAACUUCAGAAGCCCAUGGACAAGAUGUUAGGCCUUCUGACAAAAAUGAAAUAUUUCAGACACCAGGUUGAAUCUGGCAUUGAUCCAUUGCUACAAGCUAUUCAUUCCCUGAAAAAGCUCCAACAGUCCAGGAAAAUGCCACUGACUAAGGGGUUAUUUAAACCAAACAACUCUGGGAUAACACAUGGCACUUUUAAAUCCAUGUCAAAAGUCCUCUGCAACCAGGAGAUCACACCUCUGUUUUUUGAGUCUUUGCUUCCAGACUUUGGAGACCCCAUAAGCAACAGUUCUCAUGCAGAGGAUGUCUAUGUCCAAAAGCUGAUGAGGAAAUAUGGGAUUCCUCAGGAUUCCACCCCAUUUUGCUUAUCCUUUUACCUGGACCUGGUCAAGACCCCCACUGGAGCUUUGAUUUGGUCUUUCUUGAAACCAAUGGUGCUUGGGAAGAUCCUUUUCACACCAGAUACCCCAGAAACUCGAGCAAUCAUGGGAAAGUCAAAUGCAACCCUGGAGCAGAUGGCUGAGUUAGCCCUGAAGUCCCAGGAGUGGCUGGACCAGUCUCCUGUCAUCCUGAAUUCACUGACUAAGUUAAACCAGACAGUUCCAAUGAUCAAGAACGCCCUGCAGAAUCCCUUUGUGCAGGUUUUUAUCAAGCUGAUGGUGGAUUUGGAUGCAGCUGAGCUCCUGAGUCAGAUAAAUGAGCUGGAUGAUAUCCGGCUGGAGCUGCAGAACAAUGCUGAUGUUGUUGAGCAGCUGAACACCUUGGCUGCCCUGGCUGUGAACGUCUCCUCCUGCGUCUCCUUCAACCGCAUCCGGGCAGUGCAGGACUUGGACGAGAUGGAAGCGGUGGCUAAGGAGCUCUUCCUGAAGAACGAGCUGUUUGCAAGUAUCAUUUUCAAGCUGCCUUCAAGGCCUGGCCACUCAGUUGCUGGGGGCCUGUCCCUCCCUCCUGUGCUCAACUACACCAUCAGGAUGAGCAGCAGGAUCACUCAAACCACCAACAGAAUCCGGGAACGCAUCUGGACCGUGGGCCCGCACAACUCCACCUCCCAGAGCCAGAUCUACAGCAGGGCCUUCAUCUACAUCCAGGACAGCAUUGAAAGGGCCAUCAUUGAACUGCAGACUGGCAAGAAACCAGAGGAAAUAGCUGUUCAGGUCCAGGCCAUGCCCUACCCCUGCUACAACAAGGACAUGUUCUUAACCAGUGUGACCUACUCUCUUCCAUUUGCUCUGAUGGCUGCCUGGGUGCUGUUUAUAGCUGAUUUUGUUAAAACACUUGUUCAGGAGAAAGAUCUGAGGCUUUAUGAGUACAUGAAGAUGAUGGGUGUCAAUGCCAGCAGCCAUUUCAUCGCCUGGUUCAUCGAGUGCGCCGUCUUCCUCCUGAUUACUGUCACCUUCCUCAUUGUUGUCCUGAAAGUGGGUGAGAUCCUUCCCAAAACAGACACAGCACUCCUCUUCCUGUACCUGAUGGACUACAGCCUGUCCAUCAUAGCCAUGAGCUACUUCAUCAGUGUUUUCUUCAACAACACCAACAUCGCUGCCUUGGUGGGCAGCCUCGUCUACAUCCUCACCUUCUUCCCCUUCAUCGUGCUGCUCGUCAUCGAGAACCACCUGAGCUUCUCUGCCAAGAGCCUCCUGAGUCUGUUGUCUCCAACUGCCUUCAGUUAUGCAAGUCAAUACAUUGCUCGCUACGAGGCACAGGGCAUAGGACUGCAGUGGGACAACAUGUACAAGUCCCCAAUGAUUGGAGACAACACCUCCUUUGGUUGGAUGUGCUGGCUCAUUCUGAUAGACUCCUUCAUUUACUUCAUCCUGGGGUGGUACAUCAGGAAUGUUUUCCCAGGUAGAUAUGGCAUGGCUGCUCCCUGGUACUUCCCACUGCUUCCAUCUUACUGGAUUGAGUACAACAGCUACCUGCCCUUCUGGAAUGAGAAACAAAGAUGCCUGCUCUUCUCCAAGCUGAUGUUGAGGAAAGAAGUCACCCUCCCCAACAAGAUAUGUGCCCCCCACCCUCACGUGGAACCGGAGCCCACCGACCUCACCUUGGGAGUGUCCCUCCAUGGCAUAACAAAGGUUUAUGGAUCCAAAGCUGCAGUGGACAACCUCAGCCUCAACUUUUAUGAAGGGAAUAUCACUUCCCUGCUGGGACACAAUGGAGCUGGGAAAACUACAACCAUAUCUAUUUUGACUGGGUUGUUCCCUACAUCAUCAGGCACAAUCUUUGUGUAUGGCAAAGACAUCAGGACUGACCAGGAGGUGAUCAGGAAGAACAUGGGGGUGUGCAUGCAGCACAACGUGCUCUUCAACUACCUCACCACCAAGGAGCACCUGCUGCUCUAUGGCUACAUCAAAGUCCCUCACUGCAGCAAACAAGAGCUCUACCAAGAAGUGAAGAGGACUUUGAAGGAGACUGGGCUGUACAGCCAUCGUCACAAGCUGGCUGGCACCCUGUCAGGGGGCAUGAAGAGGAAGUUAUCCAUAGCCAUUGCUCUGCUGGGGGGAUCCAGGGUGGUGAUCCUGGAUGAACCAACCACGGGUGUGGAUCCCUGCUCCAGGAGGAGUAUUUGGGAAAUCAUCUCCAAGAAUAAAAAAGGCAGAACCAUCAUUCUCUCCACACAUCACCUGGAUGAAGCAGAGGUGCUGAGUGACCGGAUCGCCUUCCUAGAGCAUGGAGGGCUCAAAUGUUGUGGCUCCCCUUUCUACCUGAAGGAAACCUUUGGGGAUGGCUACCACCUGACCCUCACCAAAAAGAAGAACAUGCUAGAGGAAUGUGACACCACAGCAGUGACCUCCUUGAUCCAAUCCUAUCUCCCAGAGGCUUAUCUGAAGGAGGAUAUUGGUGGGGAGCUGGUGUAUGUGCUUCCCCCCUUCAAGUCCACAGUGUCAGGGGCCUACCAGGCUCUCCUCAGAGCCCUGGACACCAGCUUGAAUGAUCUCCACCUGGGAUGCUACGGGAUUUCCAACACAACUGUGGAAGAGGUGUUCCUCAAUCUGACAAAAGAGCUUGUGAAGGACCAGCAAGAAGAUGCUGUGCUGCCCCAUCAGCUGCCUGGAGCCAGUGGUCACACUGGUGGUGACGAAAUGUCUGUGAGCACAGACACCUUCACAGAAAGAGAUGACCAGCUGCUGAUCAGGUCCAAGAGCCUGCGGGGUUUGCCACUGUUGCUGAAGAGAACCUCAGCCCUGUUCAUCAAGAGGUUCCACCACACCCGGCGGGACGUGCGCGGCUUCAUCGCCCAGGUCAUCCUCCCCGUGCUCUUUGUGAUGGCUGCCAUGGGCCUGGGGACACUGAGGACCAAGGAGACCGAGUACCCUGAGCUGCCUCUGUCCCCCUCCCUGUAUGGCACGGCUGACCAGGCAGACUUCUUUGGGAAUUUUAAUGAAACCACAGCUGCUCUAGUUUCUUCCAUGCUGGCUUUCCCUGGGACGGAUAACACGUGCAUGAACGAAAGCAAUUCGCAGUGUUUAACAGAGGACAUGCUUGGCCAGUGGAUUACCAGUGGAAACCAGAGAACUAAAUAUUCUGCCUGCAACUGCACAGAUGGCAUCCAGACAUGUCCACAGACAAACUACACUCCCCCUCACAGAAGGACCUUCUCCACACGGACCCUUUACAACGUGACAGGGCACAAUGUGGAGAGCUACAUCCUGGCAACCACCAAAGACUUCCUGCAGAAAAGGUAUGGUGGCUGGAGCUUUGGGCUGCCUUUGACACCAGAUCUGCAGUUUGACAUCAGGCCAGUGCCCCCCAACAGAACACUGACUAAGGUGUGGUACAAUCCUGAGGGUUAUCACAGCCUCCCAGCCUAUCUCAACAGCUUGAACAACUUCAUUCUUCGAGCCAACUUGCCAAAAAAUGAGACUUCUAGAUAUGGUAUUUUCCUAUCAGCUCACCCAUAUCCUGGAGGACAGAGCCAAGAACAAGUAAUGCUCAACAGCUUACUGGACAUCAUAGUGUCCAUGUCUGUUUUGGUGGGCUACUCCAUCACCACUGCAAGCUUUGUGCUCUACAUGGUCAAGGAGCACCAAACCAAAGCCAAGCAGCUGCAGCACAUUUCAGGCAUUGGGAUGACAACCUACUGGGUGACCAACUUGGUUUAUGAUCUGGUACUUUUUAUGGUCCCUAUUGGACUCUCAGUAGGAGUUAUUUCAGCCUUCCAGAUCCCAGCUUUCUGCAACAACAGUAACUUAGUGGCAGUAUUUCUCCUGCUGUUACUCUUUGGAUAUGCAUCAUUUUCCUGGAUGUACCUGCUGGCUGGGCUUUUCAAGGAAACAGGGAUGGCCUUCAUUGUUUAUGUCUGUGUCAACCUGUUCUUUGGCAUCAACACCAUUAUCACUCACUCUGUUGUGUUCCUGCUCUCCCAGGAGAAAGCCACAGACCAGGGCUUGCGUGAUCUUGCUGAAAAUUUAAGGCAUGUGUUCCUCCUGUUCCCACAAUUUUGCUUUGGCUAUGGCUUGAUUGAACUGUCUCAGGAUCAGGCACUGCUGGGCUUCUUAAGAGCCUAUGGAGUGGACUACCCUGACAAAACCUUUGAGCUGGACAAGACCACAUCCAAGCUGCUGGCCAUGUUCAUCCAGGGCACCGUGUUCUUUGCCAUUCGACUCACAGUUCACGACAGGAUGGUCCAGAGAGUCUGGAACAAGGUCCUGGAGUUCCUGUUUGACAGAGUCCAUGGCAAAGCCUCCCUUCUGCCCCCUGCGGCCGUGGAGGAUGGGGAUGUCCAGGCAGAGAGGAGCCGGGUGGAGUCUGGCAAAGCUGACUUCGACGUGGUGCAGCUCCAGAACCUCACCAAGAUCUACCACCUCCCUCACAAACGCAUCACAGCAGUGAAGAACAUCAGCCUUGGCAUCCCUGCUGGGGAGUGCUUUGGCUUGCUUGGUGUGAAUGGAGCUGGAAAGACAACAAUCUUUAAGAUGCUGACAGGGGAUAUUGGAGCAUCCAGUGGAAGGCUGCGGGUCCAGGAUCAUUCUGGGUCCUUGAAUGACAUCAGUGAGGCCCACUGGUCACUCUUUGGCUACUGUCCUCAGGAAGAUGCCUUGGAUGACCUGCUGACCGUGGAGGAGCACAUGUAUUACUAUGCUCGGCUGCACGGCAUCCCAGAGGGGGACAUCAAGGGAGUUGUGCUCCAGCUACUCCACCGGCUGAACCUGAUGGCCUACAAGGACAGAGUGACCUCUAUGUGCAGCUAUGGCACCAACAGGAAACUGUCAACUGCUCUGGCUCUCAUUGGCAAUCCAUCCAUUCUGCUGCUGGAUGAGCCGAGCUCUGGAAUGGACCCGAACGCCAAACGCCACCUUUGGAAAAUCAUCAGUGAGGAAGUGCAGAACAAAUGCUCAGUGAUACUCACAUCCCACAGCAUGGAGGAGUGUGAAGCCCUGUGUACCAGGCUGGCCAUCAUGGUGAAUGGGAGUUUCCAGUGCAUUGGCUCUUUGCAGCACAUCAAGAGCAGAUUUGGAAGAGGAUUCACUGUGAAGAUGCACUUAAACAGCAGCACAGUUUGCACUGAGAAGCUGACAGAGUUUAUGAAGUCACACUUCCCAAAUACAUGCCUGAAGGAUCAGCAUUUCAAGAUGGUGGAGUACCACGUCCCGGUCUCUGCAGGAGGGGUAGCAAAUAUAUUUGAUCUCCUGGAAGGCAGCAAAGCAGCCUUCAACAUCAGGCACUUCUCUGUGAGUCAGACAACGCUGGAGGAGGUUUUCAUCAACUUUGCUAAAGAUCAAGCAGAUCCUGAUGGCACCGAUGCAGGUCCUGAUGUGACGCUGGACAGCUCUGACACAAGUAGCCAGGCUAGCACCAUAAGCUCCAUCUAUUGAAGGGAUCCACUCACACAGGAUCAUGGAAGCUGGGGAAAAGACCUGACAGCCCCUUCAACCCUGUUUUAAGUGAUUUUAGGGUGAUGGGGAUAAGCAGUUCCACUUUCUUUUGUUUUUUGAUAUGCGCUUCAUUAAUGUCACUAGGAACGUGGUAGGUGUUUGAGACUGGCACUUGGUUACAAAUCAGAUUGGUCUUUCCACAGGUUCUUUCCCCCCCACCCCCAAUUCUUGUUUUAUGAUCACUGUGAGGAUUUCAAGAACACCACCUGCAGCUCGUGGCUGUUUGCUUGCAGCAGAGUGGCUGUGAUGGAGCAGAGGAGUUGUGGGCAGUGCAGGCUGUCUGACCACAAAAGCAGCCCCACGGCCACAGAGGAGAGCCCACCUCCUCUCCCUGCUCAGCAGCUGACUUCUGGGUGAAAGUGGCUCAGUUUUGACAGGCUCCCCCUGGGGAAAUGGGGCUCAUGGCCUUGCCCCUCCUCACAGGGGGGUUGUGAGGAUGCAGGUGUUAAAUACUGACAGUGGCAAAGGCCACUGGUGGGGGCCAUCUUUGGUGAUGACACAGAGCUUAUCUGGUUAUGUCAGCACAAAUAUAACUAUUUUAUAAGUUAGUGCUUCCAGUGGUUUUGGUUUGUUCCUGUAGCUUAUUCCAGCUCUGUGUAACUCCUUGAGUGAGUUCCCUGGUCCCAGGCAGUUCCGGGCUCUUGGUACCCAGUGGAAGAUGAUUCCCCCAUGAGCUCCUUUCUCCUUCUGGCUGGAGUUCAGGGCUGCUCUGGAACAGCUGAGGAGUGGUACAGGGCAGGUCUGUUGGCUGAAUGCUCUGACAAGAAGCAGCUCUUUGCUUCAUAAGAUUGUAUUUCCCUGAGCACAGUAGAAGCAAGGAGCAUCCCCCUUGCUCAUAAAGCCUCCAUCUCCAGCAGCUUUGCCUCUCUGUGUCCUCUCCAGUGACCUUCCUCCUCAACCCCACGUGCUGGCUGCCCCCUGACUCUGGAGCUGUGUUUUCCUACAUAAUAAGGCAUCAUUAGCUCCUGCUUCAAAGACUCUGCCUGCUGGCUUUAAGGGAGUGCUCUGCCCACUUCUGAGAGCAGCCCCCAGCAGCAGAGUUCAGCACACCACCACACACACCCUGCUCUCUUCCCCAGAAUGAUUAAUAGAUAGAAUAGUUUAAUAUGAUUCUUUAUUAGAUGUAUCAGCAUAAGGCCCCAAAGACUUGGGUUUGGGUCAGGACAUUGAUGUACCUUCAAGCACAAAAUGAACUGAAACUCUGAGCUCAAUAAACUUGCUGUUGCUGGUAAAACAGA
Molecule: messenger RNA, 13583 nt
Organism: Serinus canaria (Common canary)
Lineage: Eukaryota; Metazoa; Chordata; Aves; Passeriformes; Fringillidae
Gene: ABCA12
Product: ATP binding cassette subfamily A member 12
Exons: 54
Coding region: 364-12285 (3973 amino acids)
Biological process (GO): transmembrane transport; lipid transport
Cellular component (GO): membrane; intracellular membrane-bounded organelle
Molecular function (GO): ATP binding; ABC-type transporter activity; ATP hydrolysis activity
Source: RefSeq, a predicted model, not a curated record